Messenger RNA from Mizuhopecten yessoensis (Yesso scallop), 1437 nucleotides. RefSeq names its product cytosolic Fe-S cluster assembly factor NUBP2 homolog. Gene Ontology annotation, cellular component: cytosol. Gene Ontology annotation, molecular function: 4 iron, 4 sulfur cluster binding; ATP binding; ATP-dependent FeS chaperone activity. The transcript has 8 exons. Gene Ontology annotation, biological process: iron-sulfur cluster assembly. The record is from RefSeq and is a predicted model, not a curated record. The coding region runs from base 49 to 864 and encodes 271 amino acids. Lineage: Eukaryota; Metazoa; Mollusca; Bivalvia; Pectinida; Pectinidae.
UCGAACGCCACGAGAAGACUAACAAGCGCCCCAGCGAGUCAGUUCAAGAUGUCUGCGCCCAUGGCAGGAACGGACCAUUUGUCCCAUAUUGAACAUGUCAUUCUCGUCCUGUCUGGAAAAGGAGGUGUUGGAAAGAGCACAGUGGCUACCCAGAUAGCUCUUGGUCUGAGACAUGCCGGGAAGAAGGUUGGGUUAUUGGAUCUGGACCUAUGUGGACCGAGUAUUCCACGCAUGUUUAACCUGCAAAACCAAGACAUUCAUCAGUGUCCAGAAGGUUGGCUGCCCGUGUUUGUAGACAAGGACCAGCAUUUGUCCGUCAUGUCCAUCGCAUUUCUCCUAGAGGAUGCUAAUGAUGCCAUUGUGUGGAGGGGACCCAAGAAAACAGCCAUGAUCAAGCAGUUCCUCAGCGACGUGGUGUGGCGUGACCUUGAAUAUCUGGUGAUAGACACGCCCCCGGGAACCUCAGACGAACACAUCAGUGUAGUGGAGAGUCUUAAGUCCUACAACCCUGAUGGAGCAGUUCUGGUCACUACGCCACAGGCGGUUGCUGUUGGAGAUGUGAGGAGAGAACUGACUUUCUGUAAGAAGACACACAUUCCAGUCAUUGGUAUCAUAGAGAACAUGAGUGGUUUUGUCUGCCCUCAUUGUACAGAAUGUACCAACAUUUUUUCAAAGGGUGGAGGAGAGGCAUUGGCAAAACAGUUCCAUGUGCCUUUCCUUGGCUGUAUUCCUCUUGACCCCAAGCUGACUCACUGUCUGGAGCAGGGAAAGAACUUCCUGGAGGUGUAUAAUGACACCCCUACUCACAAAGCAUUGGAUGCCGUCAUAGAGAGACUUAUACGCAUUGACCGAGACCUGCCCUGAUCUCAGAGAAUGUCUAACGCCUUGACCUUGGGACCACAACAACUCUUUCGGGCCAGAUAUGGUCUCAAUGAUAGGAUAUAUAGCCAUGCAUGAGAAAAUUAAUGCCAUUGUUGAUUUUGAACACAUAGAAGGAAGUGUUUAUGGUAAUAUUGAUAUUGGAAUUUUAGCACUUGAUAUGAACUGUACAGUGUUGAAGUUGAUAUGCAAAUACAUAGAAUAUUAAAUUAAUGAUAUGUUAAUGUUUUAGUCUAUAUGUUUUUGCUCUGUAUGUAUUGUGAUGUUUAAUUUUGUUCCCAAAAGUCGUGCUCCACUGUGUAAUGAAUUAUGGAUAUAUUAUUCACUUCUAAUAGUCUCUGCUUAGGUCUGACACCUGAGACAAAGUCUCUGCGUAGGUCUGACACAUGUGACAAAGUCUCUGCUUAGGUCCGACACCUGAGACAAAGUCUCUGCUUAGGUCCGACGCCUGAGACAAAGUCUCUGAUUAGGUCCGACGCCUCAGACAAAGUCUCUGCUUUGUUCCGACGCCUGAGACAAAGUCUCUGCGUAGGUCCGACACCUGUGACAAAGUCUCUG